Paraglomus brasilianum is the source of this 3756-nucleotide messenger RNA. The record is from the annotation of a GenBank genome assembly. Lineage: Eukaryota; Fungi; Glomeromycota; Glomeromycetes; Paraglomerales; Paraglomeraceae.
AUGCAAUCACAUAAUAUCAAAGAUCUAGAUUCUUAUCUCCAGGAAGAGCUUUCCAAGCGUAUUUUCUUCCUCGAUGGGGCCAUGGGCACAAUGAUCCAAGCUCUAGAAUUGACUGAAUCAGACUUUCGAGGAGAAAGAUUCAAAAAUCACCCAAAAGACCUUAAGGGUAACAACGACAUCCUUGUACUGACUCAACCGCAUCACAUUCGGAAUAUUCAUCUACAAUACUUGCAGGCGGGGGCUGACAUUAUUGAGACGAAUACAUUCUCUGCUACCAGCAUUGCACAGGGUGACUAUCUAUGUGAAGACUGUGUUUAUGAUUUGAACGUUGCUGCUGCUAGACUGGCUAAAGAGGCGUGCGACGAAAUGAUGUCGCAAGAUCCGAGCAGACCACGUUUUGUCUGUGGCGGAAUUGGUCCAACUAAUCGUACUGCCUCUAUCUCGCCAUCUGUUGAGAACCCCGCUUAUCGUAAUGUCACCUUUGACGAACUUGUUAAAACAUACAAUGAACAAACUCGUGGGCUUCUAGAUGGUGGUGCCGAUAUGCUAUUGGUAGAAACUAUUUUCGAUACGCUUAAUGCCAAAGCCGCAUUGUAUGCUAUUGACACUCUUUUUGACGAAGGCUACCGCAGAACUCCCAUUCUCAUUUCGGGUACAAUUGUUGAUAUGUCCGGUAGGACGCUAAGUGGACAGACUGGCGAAGCCUUUGUAUCGAGCACUAGUCAUUCAAAUCCGUUAGCUAUCGGACUGAAUUGUGCCCUCGGGGCGUCGCAAAUGCGCCCGUUUAUCAAGAAUAUUUCAGAUUUCACGCACCAUUUUGUGAUCUGCUAUCCGAAUGCGGGUUUACCAAACACCUUUGGUGGUUACGAUGAAACACCAGCGAUGAUGGCCGCGUCUGUCGCCGAGUUUGCUAAAGAUGGAUUUCUAAACAUAGUUGGUGGCUGCUGUGGCUCAACGCCCGCUCAUAUUAAAGCUAUUGUAGAGGCCUGCUCCAAGUUCAAGCCUCGAGUGCCAGCGCGAGAUCUGUCAAAAGAUAACAUGAUAAUAUCCGGACUAGAGUUGUUGAAGAUCAAUGAAGACUCUAUGUUUGUAAACAUUGGCGAGCGAUGUAAUGUCGCCGGGUCUCGAAAGUUUGCUAGGCAUGUAUUAAAUGGCGAAUUUGAAGAGGCCAUGGCUAUCGCUAAACUGCAAGUGGAGGGUGGUGCUCAAAUUAUUGAUGUUAACAUGGACGAAGGAAUGUUGGACGGAGAAGCUGCUAUGACUAAAUUCCUGAAUAUGAUUGCUAGCGACCCCGACGUCGCUCGGCUUCCGUUAAUGGUAGAUUCAUCAAACUUCAAUGUCAUAUUGGCGGGUCUAAAAUGUGCCCAAGGGAAGUGCAUAGUGAACAGUAUCAGUUUGAAAGAAGGCGAGGAAGAAUUUAUUAAGAAAGCUAAAACAAUUCGUCGUUUUGGUGCUGGUGUCAUUGUAAUGGCUUUUGAUGAAACUGGGCAAGCCGCGGAGAAGGAUAGGAAGGUCGAAAUAUGCACGCGAUCCUACAAGAUUCUUACCGAGAAAGUCGGAUUUAAUCCAAAUGAUAUUAUAUUCGAUCCCAAUAUCUUGACAAUUUGUACCGGUAUGGAAGAGCAUAAUAAUUAUGCUGUCGAAUUUAUCGAAGCCACGAGGGAAAUAAAGCGGACACUACCUGGUGCUAAAAUCAGCGGAGGCGUAUCAAACUUAUCGUUCUCGUUCCGUGGAAUGGACCAAGUCCGUGAGGCUAUGCAUAGCGUCUUCUUGUAUCACGCUAUUAAAGCAGGGAUGGAUAUGGGUAUUGUGAAUGCCGGCUUCCUUACCAUCUAUGAUGAGAUUCCGAAGGAUCUUCUCGAACUUUGCGAAAAUGCAACCUGGAAUAGGGAUCCGGACGUGACAGAAAAGAUUCUUGCAUAUGUGCAAACUCACGGAAAAGGCCAAAAGAAGGAAGAAUCUGAAGAAGAGUGGAGAAAAUUACCAAUCGAGAACAGAAUAUCAUAUGCAUUAGUCAAGGGUAUUACGAAAUUCAUCAUAGAAGACACAGAGGAAUGCAGACAACAUCUCUCAAAACCAUUAGACGUCAUAGAAGGUCCACUCAUGAAGGGAAUGAGUACUGUUGGAGACCUUUUCGGCGCAGGCAAAAUGUUCUUGCCUCAAGUUAUUAAAUCUGCUCGCGUGAUGAAGAAAGCUGUAGCACAUUUGAUUCCUUUUAUGGAAGAGGAACGUCUAGCCAAUAUUGCAGAGGGUGGUCUUGAUUCUGGCCCUCAACAUGCAGGCGUCGUUGUGUUGGCCACUGUCAAAGGAGAUGUCCACGAUAUUGGAAAGAACAUUGUUGGAGUCGUGCUUGGUUGCAAUAACUAUAAGGUCAUCGAUCUGGGAGUAAUGACACCAUGCGAGAAAAUCAUCGAGACUGCACUUGCAGAGAAUGCAGAUAUAAUUGGUUUAUCGGGUCUUAUCACGCCCUCGCUCGAUGAAAUGAUAUCUGUUGCAAAAGAGAUGGAGCGACGCGGCCUUAAGAUUCCUCUCUUGAUUGGAGGAGCUACAACAUCCAAAGCACAUACAGCGGUUAAGAUUUCUCCUCAAUAUUCCCAACCGACAAUCCACGUUCUUGAUGCAUCCAGGAGCGUCGUAGUGGCAUCUAAUCUUAUCGAUAGUCAACGCGAUGAAUUUUGGGAAGAUAUUGCUGAAGAAUAUGAAGAAAUACGGGAAGAUCAUUAUGCUAGUUUGCAAGACAGAAAAUACAUGCCGUUAACUGUUGCUCGUGAGAAAGGAUUCAACAUUAACUGGACGGAAUCUCCCAAGCCUGUGAAGCCAACCUUCCUUGGGAAGAAAUUAAUUGAAUCUUACGAUCUUAAAAGAAUCUCUAAAUACAUCGAUUGGAACCCAUUUUUCCAAGUAUGGCAAUUAAGAGGAAGAUAUCCGAAUCGUGGAUAUCCAAAGAUUUUCAAUGAUGAGCACGUCGGCAAGUAUCACAUACCUAUUGAUGGGUCAGACAUCUUUCUUCACAUCAUAGACGCCAAAUUAUUCCAAGCAAGAGGAAUUGUUGGAAUAUAUCCAGCAAACAGUGUCGGUGACGAUAUUCAGCUCUAUAACGAUGAGAAUCGUGAUAAACCAAUAACAACUUUCUUCGGCCUGCGUCAGCAAGCACAAAAAGACAACAAUGAUCCAUAUUUUUGUUUAUCUGACUUUAUCGCGCCCAAGUCAACCGGAAUACCCGACUAUCUCAGUCUCAUGGCAGUUUCAAUCUUUGGUGCUGAAGAAUUAGCACAGAAAUACGAAGCCGAUCAUGAUGAUUAUAUGGUUAUUAUGACUAAAGCGAUUGCCGAUAGAUUCGCAGAAGCGUUUGCAGAGUGUCUGCACGAAGAUAUUCGACGAGAGUUGUGGGGAUACGCAAAGGAUGAGAAGUUAUCUGUUGAAGAAGUAUUAGCAGUAAAGUAUCAGGGUAUUAGACCAGCCCCGGCAUAUCCUUCGCAGCCUGAUCAUCGGGAAAAGAUCACUAUGUGGGAACUGAUGGACAUUAAACAAGAAAUUGGUGUUGAACUGACUGAGAAUUUGGCAAUGUGGCCAGCUGCUAGUGUCUCUGCGUUGGUAUUUGCACAUCCGCAGUCUCAAUACUUUGCGGUUGGCAAAAUUGAGAAGGAUCAGGUUAUAAGUUAUACAGAGCGUACUGAGAGAGACAUGGAAGAAACAGAAAAAUGGCUUCGACCAAUACUAAACUAUGGUAAGAAACUCUUGGUUGAUGCUGAUUAG